AUGUUUCUUCUUUUUUCGGCAAGACAUUACGAAAUUUGUGCAGUAGAGCUCCGAAAUCAACGUGGCGAGAACCUACCGCUGUCGAAACCGGAACUUGGCGUUCAGAAACUGCAGGCAAUACCAGCAUUGAACAAGGCAUGCGACUCAAUUAUUUUAAAUUUAUCGCAUGUUUCUUUAUUUCGCUCUGUGUUCACCAACGUAUUCACAGAAGAGGCUGAAGAAUUUCAACCUACGGAGGUCUGCUGCCCUGCUGCAUCGUUAAUAUCUGCAAUGAAAAGCGCCACAGAAAUACCUCAUGGGGCAAGGGAGGGGACCCCUGUGGGGCCCCCUCCCUUCGCAGCUUCCUUGGAGGCCCCUGCAACCGCUCACGCGCCUCCAACUAUCGCCGCUAUACCCGCGGAGUGCCCGAGAUGUUCUCGGGGUUUUCUUGACAUUACCGAGUUGCUGAGGCAGGGGCUUAAAUGUGCGUUUGACUGCAGCAAAUGCACAAGGCAGCAAAUGCAUCUGAAGCUGUUGUUUACCCCUUCUCAUGUUGCAUGGAUGCAAAUUCCCAUGGUAGACAUCUUUUACUCGUUUGAAGGCUCAGGUAUCUGCAAGGUAUGUACACCUCACGUUCGGUUGGGUUUGUGUGCAGCAAUGCCGCCUAACCUCGUUGUGUGCGGCAACGACAAUACCUUUGCAGAAUAUGUUCCGGUGAGACGAUGCCACAGCAACAAGAGCAGCAGCAGCAUCACCAGCAGCAGCAAAGCAGCAGCACAGCAGCAGCAGCAGCAGCAGUCGCAGCAGCAGGAACUAGUCGAUAUGAGGCGGUUUGCGUAUGAGUUGUGCUUGUUUUGUGCUCUUCUUUCCUUCUCCUUGUGA
Eimeria acervulina is the source of this 861-nucleotide messenger RNA. RefSeq lists its product as hypothetical. The record is from RefSeq and is a predicted model, not a curated record. The coding region runs from base 1 to 861 and encodes 286 amino acids. NCBI's taxonomy places the organism in Eukaryota, Apicomplexa, Conoidasida, Eucoccidiorida, Eimeriidae. The transcript has 2 exons.